AUGGAGGAGUUUAAAAAGCUGUACACAUCAGAAAAAUCAAAACGUGAUAUUGGAGUGACCUUCAAGAAAGUAGUUCAAGCCAGAAAGGAUGUGAACACGCUGGGGGGCACCAGCCUGGCCUCGGUAGAGGGCACCACACACACAGUGAGGAAAUCUGAAACUUUUGCAUUUUCACAGUGGGUUAAUAGCAACUUGAAAGAUGACCCAGACUGCCAGUCUCUGCUGCCAGUGAACAGUGAGAGCAACGAAUUGUUUGAUAAAUGCAAGAAUGGAAUCAUUCUAUGUAAACUGAUCAACAAGUCAGCCCCUUCUACCAUCGAUGAAAGGACAAUCAACAAAACUAAUUUGUCUGUGUACCGCCGCCAUGAGAACCUGACCCUUGCCAUCAACUCUGCUCAGGCCAUCGGCUGCUCCACGGUCAAUAUUGGUCCAGAAGAUUUGGACAGUGGCAAACCCCAUCUGGUGCUUGGGUUGCUUUGGCAGAUUAUUAGGAUUGGCUUACUCAGUGACAUCAACUUAGCCCAUCACCCAGGUCUCAUCCAUCUUCUGGAGGAAGACGAAACACUAGAAGAUCUCCAGAAGUUGACCCCAGAGCAGAUACUUCUAAGAUGGGUCAACUAUCAUCUGCGUAAUGCUGGCAGUGAUCUUCGCAUCAAAAACUUUUCAGAGGACAUCAAGGAUUCAGAGGCAUACACAUACUUGCUGCACCAGAUUGCACCAAAAGAGAAAGGGGUUGACCUCUCACCUCUGGGGGUUAUAGAUAGGCACCAGAGAGCAGAGUUGAUGCUGCAGCAGGCCAACAAAAUUGAAUGUCGCUCCUUUGUGGGCCCAAAUGAUGUUGUAGAGGGAAAUGCAAAGCUGAACUUGGCAUUUGUUGCUAAUCUUUUCAACAACUAUCCAGCACUGGAAGGUGUAGAUGCCGACAUUGAGUUGGACAUUCAUGAGGAAACCAGGGAAGAAAAAACAUAUCGUAACUGGAUGAACAGCAUGGGUGUUAGUCCUUAUGUCCACAACAUCUACAAUGACCUCACCGACGGGCUAAUCAUCUUCCAGCUCUAUGACAUCUGCAAACCUGGAGUUGUCGACUGGAACAAGGUUCACAAGAAGUUUAAUAAACUAAAGGCUAACUUUGAGAAAAUAGAAAAUUGUAAUUAUGCCUGUCAGUUGGGAAACAAGUUAGAUUUCUCUCUCGUGGGUGUCGCAGGCAAGGAUAUCCAUGAUGGCAAUCAGACGUUAACUUUAGCUUUAGUAUGGCAGCUGAUGAGAGCUUAUACAAUCUCUAUACUUAGUGGGCUGUCUGCCAAUAACAAAAAUGCAGAGAAAUUGAUUUUGGAAUGGGCAAAUGCUAAGCUGGACAAGACUGCCAGGUUUUCUAGUUUUGGAGAUCCAAACUUGUCAGACGCCAUUAUCUUAAUUAAGCUGAUUGAAAAAAUCAGACCUUCAGCAGUGGACUGGAAAAUUGUUCACCAAAAUGCCCAAACAUAUGAUGACAAACUGGCGAAUGCUCGUUUGGCCAUCGGAAUAGCCAGAAAAAUAGGAGCCAGGGUUUAUGCUUUGCCAGAAGAUAUCGUAGAGGUGAAACAGAAAAUGGUGAUGACCAUCUUUGCCUGUCUGAUGGCCAGAGACUUCAGUCAGAAUGGCCAGAGUUUGACAGAUACACAUAAAAAAGCUUAG
This is a messenger RNA of Candidula unifasciata, 1674 nucleotides long. Lineage: Eukaryota; Metazoa; Mollusca; Gastropoda; Stylommatophora; Geomitridae. The record is from the annotation of a GenBank genome assembly.